Messenger RNA from Phyllotreta striolata, 3574 nucleotides. NCBI's taxonomy places the organism in Eukaryota, Metazoa, Arthropoda, Insecta, Coleoptera, Chrysomelidae. The record is from the annotation of a GenBank genome assembly.
AGAAUCACGUUGACAAGUGAGGUUAUAAAACCAGUAAAUACUUAUUUUUAAUUUUAAUUAAUAGGAUUUAAAUUAAAUUCAAAUGGACGCAAAAACGAACGAGAAAAAGAAUUGGACAGAAGAAGAGAGAUUGGAGCUUGCAGCUAAAUUGGACAAGGAACUAGAUGAAUUCAUAGACAAGUUGCCCAGGCGAAAAUACGAGGAUGGUUGGCCUGAGGAUCGUUGGGAAGAAGAAAUGGCGAAACAUCCGUUUUUUAUGAAAGAACCCCCGAAACCCGGCGAUGAACUUCAUCCCUUAUACGAAGGGCUGCAAAACCUAAAAUACGACCCCGACGAAAACGAACCUGAAGAAUUGGCCAAUAACUACAAAGCGGAUGGAAAUUACAAUUUCAAAUACAAAAAUUACAGGCUAGCAAUAUUAUCUUACACCGAAGGGAUUAAAGUUAAAUGCAAAAACACAGAAAUUAACGCGACUUUACUGAACAACAGAGCAGCGGCACAUUUCUUCCUCAAAAAUUUUAGAUCAUCACUUCUCGAUUGCCAGUCGGCACUUAAACUGAAGCCCGAUUAUGACAAGGCCCUGAAUCGAGCCGCAUUGUGCUGUUACGAAAUGAAGAAUUUCCAAAAAGCCGUCGAAUAUUGCGAUAUUAUCCUAGAUAAAGCGCAGGAUAACAAAGUGAUAUUGGAUCUGAGGAAAAAAUGCAUUAACGAAGAGAAGGCGAAGCGAAGAAAUGAAAGAAAAAAGGAAUUGGAAGCAAAGAAAAGAGAGAAGGAGGAAGAGACCCUCAUCAAUGAGAUUAUCAAAAGGGGCUGUCGCGUUGAAGGUAAUCUUUCUUUAGACAAACUCGAACCCAAUUUUCCGCAAUUAGUCCACAACAGGGUGCACUUAGAUGAAAAUAACAAUUUAGUUUGGCCUGUAGUUUUCGUCUAUCCCGAAUACAAAAUAAUGGACUAUAUACAAGAGUUCAACGAGAAACAAAGUUUUUCGGAAUUGUUAGGAGUCGUUUUUGAAACCACGCCGGAUUGGGAUCACGAACAGAAAUACCGAUCGAAUAAUCUAGUGAUCUAUUUCGAGACUCCCAAAAAGAAAAUCCAAUGUGUUAGAAAUGAUACAAUCCUUGAGGAGGUGCUUACAAGUAAAGAGUAUAUCAUCAGAGGUGGAACUCCAUCAUUUAUAAUAAUGGUUAAAGGAAGUACAGCGGAAAAGUCAUUUCUUGAGCAAUAUUAAAUCGGUGGAACAACAAGAUUGUUACAUUCCUGAUUCUGCGAUUCCUUCAUCAUCUAAACGAAGAAAAAAAAUCAAUUAUCAGUAAUAGAAUACUAUAAAUAUUUGAUAUUUGGUUAGUAAUUUAACAAGAAAGUAGUUUUUAUAUUUGGUUACUAGAUUAAUUUGUUAUUAAAUAACCAAUUGGUUAUUAUGCAUACUUUGUUAAUGUUUUUAUUACAAUUAUUGUUAAUAAGGUUAUUGGAGUAAAACAUGCUGUUAUUGUGGGUCAGUUCCCUAAGGGUUUAGGAGUUGCAAAAUUCCCAAAAAAACUGCGCAAACGCUAAAAAAAACUAUACUAAUUGAAGCAAUCACACGUCACAUUUGACAGUUUAUAUCUACCUCAGUUUCUCUCGUGUUGCGUAAGCAGAAGAAUCGACAGUGGCGCCACCUACACCUUUGCCUGAACCACAGAAUAGCAGCUUUUUACAACGUCUUAUAAACACAGAAACCAUGUCUGAGAGUGCAAAAAUCCAGUGAUUUUUUUUAAUUAAUUAGUUUCAGAUAAGCAGGGUAAUUUUAAAACGUCGUUGUACUUCUAUCGAAAUCGUUCGAUAUUCGACGUGUUUAUUAUGAUAUAAUACUUUGUACAGUUAAAAAAAUAUAUGAAAGAGGAACCUUAACCUCAUGGGAUGUCGGGAAGAGUGAUUUGAUUCUGAUAUACAGGAUGAAUCUUAUAGCAAGAGGUAAAUAUUACCCUUAAUUUUUGCUCAUAAAUCAUGUUUAAAAUUCACAAGUUCCCUAUAUUUUCAUGAAAAAACCUAUACAGGAACUCCCCUAGUAUUUCCUACUCGCUACAAGACGACCUGUAUCUCAACAACAGUAAAAAAAUCAGACUCAGUUAACUUUUACACGAACCAAACGAAAUUUUCCACCUAAAUCUUACCUUCGAAUCCUUGAUUCUCGUGUAUUUCCCUCGGCGACGUCGUCAAAUCGAUGCCUUCCAGCACGGCCAGAAGGCAUUGGUGCACGCAAAUGUACUGCUGCUCCGUCUGCACCAUCCAAACUCUCUCCUUUCUCAUCGCGUACACGAUACCGAAGAUAUCGACGUAGUCGCACUUCAGGAUCUGAUGCAGGAUCCUGUCCAAGCAGAUGAACGUGCCCGAUCUACCCACACCGGCGCUAAAAAAAAAUAAUUCCAACGUAUUAAUCACUGUGUCUGAAAAACAAUAAUGUCAAAGUCGCUUAUCCCACUUCUGCUCACCUGCAAUGCACGACGAUGGGACGCUGAUCGGGCGGUAUUUUCUCCCUGAACGCCCUAACGAACCUAACAAGCGUAUGCGGGGGAUUGGGCACGCCGAAAUCGGGCCACGUGCUGAAGUGGAAGUGCCUCACGAUCCUCUGGGUCUCCCCCUAAAAGGUACAAAAGGACAUGGUAAAGAAGCUCGGCUUGUAUAACCUGCAAUACCCUGUGUAUUCUACAAUGCUUUGCAUGCCUUACAAUACUCUGUAAACUCUACAAUAUCCCGUAUACUCUGCAAUACCAUGUUUGACUUACCCUGCAGACCAUAAAUUCGGACACGUUCCAAUCGGGAUAACGUGACUCGUUGAGUAUUUGAACGGAAAUAUCGCCGUAAUAGACGGGCAUGGUGUCGUAGGGCCAAUAAUGAUCGCACUUUUCCCUGCCCUUUUCCACGCACCGCGUCAGCAUCACUAUCGACCUCGAAUUCGACUCCCACACCAUCCUCCAGAAAUCGUCUCUGGUCGAAUGCAGAGGGCCUUGCGUCACUAUGAACUCCCUCGGCGAAUUGUAACCCUGCGGAAUCGAAUAUUCGAUUAAACUGCGGUGAAAUCGAUCGAUUAAACGGGCGAUUUACCGGCACGUAAUUGGCGUUAAUGUAAUCCGAACCCUCUUCGUCGUCGACCGGUUGCAGCUUGAACCGCGAAUGAUCGUAGGGCAGGAUGUUGGUGAAGCGGUUCUUCGGCCGGUUGCACGGCAAAUCGGCGAACGUGCACGGUUGAUCGCGACCCACGUGCUUCAGCUCUUCGAAUUCCUCGCUGAACCUGCAACAACGAACAAUUACAAUUCUCUCUAUAUAAACCCGGAGUAGUUUAGUGCAUAGAAACUUUACCGGAAGUCCGAAUCGGCCGACAUGAUCCUGUAGUGAUUGGAGAAGUUGUCGAUCCUGACGGGCCUGCUGGUCUCGAUGACCGGGUCCGGCAGCGACAUGUUGUCGUUCGAUCGGGCUUCGGUCGCUUUCCGCUUGCCCGCCGCCCGUUUUUUUCUUAUGAAUAUAACGGUGAGGAACAACGAGGCGAUGAGCACGACCGGUAUCACCACUCCCAGCACGAUCGGCGUGUUGUCUUGGU